Molecule: messenger RNA, 1317 nt
Organism: Sphaerodactylus townsendi
Lineage: Eukaryota; Metazoa; Chordata; Lepidosauria; Squamata; Sphaerodactylidae
Product: alpha-aspartyl dipeptidase-like
Exons: 8
Coding region: 133-870 (245 amino acids)
Biological process (GO): proteolysis
Molecular function (GO): serine-type peptidase activity
Source: RefSeq, a predicted model, not a curated record
CCUCCCGGGCGGGGCGGGUUCCCCGGGACGGGACGGAGGCCAGAGCAAUCGAGCGAGCCGGCGGCGGAGCGGGAGGGGCGGCCCCGGCUUUCGUGCGCCCCCCGUCCGCCCGGCCGCCCGGCCGCGCUGGAGAUGGCCAAGCGGCUGCGGCUACUGCUGACCUCCAACUCGACGCUGCACGGCGGGACCUACUUGGGGCACUGCCAGCUCCACAUCCAGGACUUCUUGGGGCCGAAUGUGAAGAGAAUUUUGUUUGUUCCUUAUGCCCUGAGUGACCAAGAUGCUUAUGCCAAGAUGGCAAGAGAGAGGUUUGAAAGCUUGGGGUAUGGACUAGACAGUAUCCACGAAUCUCCUGAUCCCAGAGAAGCUGUAACGAAAGCAGAAGCAAUAUUCAUUGGUGGAGGCAAUACCUUUCGCCUUUUGAAAGUUCUUUACGACCACGGUCUGAUACAGCUGAUCAGGAGAAGAGUUCUCGAGGACGGGAUCCCAUACAUAGGAUCCAGUGCAGGAACUAAUGUGGCCACGAUCAGCAUCAACACGACCAACGACAUGCCGAUUGUGUACCCCCCUUCCUUGAUGGCCCUCGAUUUGGUUCCUUUCAACAUUAAUCCACAUUACUUGGAUCCAGAUGUUAACAGCACACACAUGGGGGAAACCCGUGAGAAAAGGAUUCUUCAGUACCAUGAAGAACCAAACACCCCUCCGGUGCUGGGCUUACGGGAAGGAUCGCUGCUGCUCGUGGAAGGGAACACAGCUACCCUUCAAGGAAAAACUGGAGCUCGGCUGUUUGUGAGAGGGAAAUCCCCAACGGAACACCCACCAGGAACGGAUUUCAGCUUCCUGCUGGCUGAGGGUUAUGAGAAACCUUAAAACUUUUGUCAUGCCCAAACCAGGCUUCCUGCCGAAUGGGUAUCAAAAUACCUUGUACCAGGGGAACAAAAAUCCAGACCCACCCAACUGCCAUUGGUUAUUAAAUUAUUGGGCCUAGUAAAUGGCUUCUGGGUAGAGUUUGGGCUUCUCAAAGAUGGAUCUCAGGAAUCUGUUUCAGUGAUAAUAUUUAAGUCCAGGAGAUGCAAACCAACCAGUAUGAAGUCUGAGCAGCUGCAAAGUAUUUUCCCUUUGCCACUGAGCAAUUAGUAUCUACAGAGAGGAGGGGUUUUCCACUCAGACUCUGUGUUGUUGACCUGGCACCUCACUUUUAAGUGCUACCUGAAUGGAAAAUUAUGGUAAUGGUGAGAUAGACAAAUUGGCUGGAAAGGUGUUGUGCUCCUGCUAAAGCAAGUACUUUGAAAACAAAUAAAAUUUCUUCCCAGUUAA